CAAAUUUAAACGUUUCAGUUUUAGGAUAAAACACAAGACGAUAACAAGUUUAAUUUUUAUUAUUUAUUAGGUUCUUUGUGUUAAUUUUUUUUCUUGUGAUAGUGUUUUGUUUAAAUGACAAUAUGAAGUCAUUUUUGUUCUUAAGUGUUUUAAUUUAUCUAAGUGUCUUCAAUUCUAUUGAGGGCAUUGAUUUGGGUUUGAAAAAUAUUGUGGAUUCGGCGAAAGAUGUUACGGCUGGUAUGGCCAAGGAUUUAACCAAUAAGCUGCCCACGGCAAAGGGCCUUUUCGAGACGAGCAAACAAUUGGUUGCUGGUUAUCCAUUUGAGUUUGUAUCGACUUCGAUUAAUAAGAUGUGUUCCUCUGCCCUAUCAUCGCAAGCUGUAACUCCGAAAUAUUUGCCCGACAUCAAUAAAAUGCAUUUCCAAUUGAGAACAGCUUGUAAUCGUUACAAUUAUCCCCUACUAAAGGCAAAUGAUAUGUGGACUAGUAAGGAAUUUAAUCCCAAAAAUAAGGUAGUAUUAUUAGUCACCGGUUGGACCACCUCGGUAGAUGAUGAUGAAACCAUAGCCCUGUUCGCUAAAGCCUAUAGUUGCCGUGGUGGAGUAAACUUUGUGGCCCUCGAUGCUGCCGGUUUUAUUGAGACUCUUUACUCAUGGUCAGCUUUUAACACCGAAGCCUUGGGCAUGCAUAUUGCUGAUGGCCUGAAGCAGUUAGCUGAGAUAGUGCCGGUAGAGAAUAUACAUUUAAUAGGUCAUAGUUUGGGUGCUCAUAUAGUGGGUGCUGCUGGUCGCCAUUUUGAAUUGAAAACCAAAAAGACCAUACCACGUAUUACCGGCUUAGAUCCUGCCAAACCCUGCUUUAAUGAAGGCGAAGCUUUGUCGGGUUUACUAAGAGGUGAUGCUGAUUUUAUUGAUAUUAUACACACUAAUUCUGGUGUUUUGGGUAAACGUGAUCCCUUGGGUGAUAUUGAUUUCUAUCCCGGUGGCUUGGAUCCUCUACCUCCCGGCUGUGUGGGUAUAUCUUGUGCUCAUGCCAGAGCUUGGGUCUACUAUGCUGAGACUAUUUAUCCUGGUAACGAGAAAAAUUUCAUGGGUACCCGUUGCAGCUCUCUAACACGUUUGCGUGAGGGUAAAUGCCCCGGCAAGGAGGUGCCCAUGGGUUAUGCUGUGCCCACCGAUGCUAAGGGUAAUUAUUUCAUGGAAGUACGUGCUAAUGCUCCUUACGGCAUGAACGGUAAUAAACAUGAUCUAUUGAAAUAUGAGAAAUGUGGUGCCUGUGAGGAGACUGAUAAUAGGAAGAAAUCUGAAUAAUGAGAUUUACUUGGAGGUUCUUUUCACCCCUCCUAGGAGGCAAUUUUUGAUUGAUUGUAUUACUUGAUUAUUUAUUCUUUUUGUGUUUGUCUAAAAAUGUUAAUGUGUGUUUUUUAUUAUUUUUAUUAUUCUAAAAACUAAAUUAUGUGUAUACUUUUUUUUUGAGGAUUUAAAUUGUGAUUAAAUUGAUAAACUUUAAACUUGUUUGUGAUUUGAAAUAAAACUAUUUUAUGUCUUGUGUGAACUUAUGAAAACUAAAA
Molecule: messenger RNA, 1570 nt
Organism: Lucilia sericata (common green bottle fly)
Lineage: Eukaryota; Metazoa; Arthropoda; Insecta; Diptera; Calliphoridae
Product: phospholipase A1-like
Exons: 3
Coding region: 123-1310 (395 amino acids)
Biological process (GO): lipid metabolic process
Molecular function (GO): lipase activity
Source: RefSeq, a predicted model, not a curated record